Lolium rigidum is the source of this 2840-nucleotide messenger RNA. RefSeq names its product 1,4-alpha-glucan-branching enzyme, chloroplastic/amyloplastic-like. Lineage: Eukaryota; Viridiplantae; Streptophyta; Magnoliopsida; Poales; Poaceae. Gene Ontology annotation, biological process: glycogen biosynthetic process. Gene Ontology annotation, cellular component: cytoplasm. The record is from RefSeq and is a predicted model, not a curated record. Gene Ontology annotation, molecular function: hydrolase activity, hydrolyzing O-glycosyl compounds; cation binding; 1,4-alpha-glucan branching enzyme activity. The transcript is spliced from 14 exons. The coding region runs from base 1 to 2499 and encodes 832 amino acids.
AUGCUGUGCCUCACCACCUCGUCGCCCUCCGCCCUGCCGCGCCCCUCUCCCGCCGCUGACCGGCCGGGCCCCGGGAUCUCGGGUGGCGCCGUCGCCGGCGGCGGCAAUGUGCGGCUGAGCGGCGUCCUGGUGCCGUCCCUCCCGUCCUCGCUCCGCUGCAAGGCCAAGAGCAAGUUUUCUGUCCCCGUGACCGCGCAAGGAACCGAGGCCAUGGCAACAGGCGGAGACGGCCUCGGCCGCCUUCCCAUAUACGAUCUGGAUCCGAAGCUGGCCGGAUUCAAGGACCACUUCGAUUACAGGAUGAAAAGAUACCUUGACCAGAAACAGUCGAUUGAGCAACAUGAGGGGAGCCUUGAAGAGUUCGCUAAAGGCUAUCUGAAGUUUGGGAUCAAUAAAGAAGGUGAUGCAUCUGUGUACCGUGAAUGGGCCCCUGCUGCAGUGGAAGCACAGCUUGUUGGCGACUUCAACAACUGGGAUGGUUCUAAGCACAAGAUGACAAAGGAUAGUUUUGGCGUUUGGUCAAUCAAGAUUUCACAUGUCAAUGGGAAACCUGCUAUCCCUCACAAUUCCAAGGUUAAAUUUCGAUUCAGGCAUGGAGGUGGAGUAUGGGUUGAUCGGAUUCCGGCAUGGAUUCGUUAUGCUACUGUUGAUGCCUCUAAAUUCGGAGCUCCUUAUGAUGGUGUUCACUGGGAUCCACCAACUAGUGAAAGGUACGUGUUUAAGCAUCCACGGCCUCGAAAGCCUGACGCUCCACGUAUCUAUGAAGCCCAUAUUGGGAUGAGUGGUGAAAAGCCUAAAGUAAGCACAUACAGAGAAUUUGCUGACAAUGUGUUACCACGCAUAAGGGCAAAUAACUACAACACAGUUCAGCUGAUGGCAAUCAUGGAACAUUCAUACUAUGCUUCUUUUGGGUAUCAUGUGACAAAUUUCUUUGCAGUCAGCAGCAGAUCAGGCACGCCAGAGGACCUCAAAUAUCUUGUUGACAAGGCACAUAGUUUAGGAUUGCGUGUUCUGAUGGAUGUUGUCCAUAGCCAUGCGAGCAAGAACGUGACAGAUGGUCUAAAUGGCUAUGAUGUUGGACAAAACACACAGGAGUCUUAUUUCCACACAGGCGACAGGGGCUACCAUAAACUGUGGGAUAGCCGUCUAUUCAACUAUGCUAAUUGGGAGGUCUUAAGAUUUCUUCUUUCUAAUUUGAGAUAUUGGAUGGAUGAGUUUAUGUUUGAUGGCUUCCGAUUUGACGGGGUUACAUCCAUGCUAUACAAUCAUAAUGGUGUCAAUAUGUCAUUCACUGGAAAUUACAAGGAGUAUUUUGGGUUGGAUACCAAUGUAGAUGCAGUUGUUUACAUGAUGCUCGCGAACCACUUAAUGCACAAACUCUUGCCAGAAGCAACUGUUGUUGCAGAAGAUGUUUCAGGCAUGCCAGUGCUUUGUCGGUCAGUUGAUGAAGGUGGAGUAGGGUUUGACUAUCGCCUGGCUAUGGCUAUUCCUGAUAGAUGGAUUGACUACCUGAAAAACAAAGAUGACCUUGAAUGGUCAAUGAGUGGAAUAGCACAGACUUUGACUAACAGGAGAUAUACGGAAAGGUGCAUUGCAUAUGCUGAGAGCCAUGAUCAGUCUAUUGUUGGUGACAAGACUAUGGCAUUUCUCUUGAUGGACAAGGAAAUGUAUACUGGCAUGUCAGACCUGCAGCCUGCUUCACCUACAAUUGAUCGUGGCAUUGCACUUCAAAAGAUGAUUCACUUUAUCACUAUGGCCCUUGGAGGUGAUGGCUACCUAAAUUUUAUGGGUAAUGAGUUUGGCCACCCUGAAUGGAUUGACUUUCCAAGAGAGGGCAACAAUUGGAGCUAUGAUAAAUGUAGACGGCAGUGGAGCCUUGUCGACACUGAUCACCUACGAUACAAGUACAUGAAUGCAUUUGAUCAAGCAAUGAAUGCACUCGACGAGAAAUUUUCCUUCCUAUCAUCAUCAAAGCAGAUUGUGAGCGACAUGGAUGAGGACAAAAAGGUUAUUGUAUUUGAGCGUGGAGAUUUGGUUUUUGUCUUCAAUUUUCAUCCCAAUAAAACUUAUGACGGUUACAAAGUUGGAUGCGAUUUACCUGGGAAAUACAGGGUUGCUCUGGACUCCGAUGCUCUGAUGUUCGGUGGACAUGGAAGAGUUGGCCAUGACGUGGAUCACUUCACGUCAACUGAAGGAGUACCAGGAGUGCCUGAAACAAACUUCAACAACCGCCCCAACUCAUUCAGAAUCCUGUCUCCACCCCGCACUUGUGUGGCUUACUAUCGUGUUGACGAAAAAGCUGAAAGGCAUAAGAAGGAAGCAGCUGUUUCUUGGGAGGAGAACGUGACUAUGGGGUACAUCGAUGUUGAAGCUACUCACGCCAAAGAGAGAACAGAUGAUGAGGCGACCUCUGGUUCCAAAAAAGCGUCAACAGAGAAUGUCUCUGGCAACAAGGGAAUGAACUUUGUGUUCCAUUCGUAUGACGAUGGCAAGAAAUAAGCACCGUAUGACUGCUUGACCAGGACAGGCUGCUGGUGCCCUUGUCUGCUUUCACUAGCAGUAACAAUAGCAAUAAUAUUGAGCUGUGCAAACUUGAGAUUCUGGCUUCGACUUGGCAGAGGUUACCUGCUGUAAGAAUUGCAUGUAUAGCUCUCUAGAAAGAGAAAUAAGCAGUGAUGGUGUGGGGCAAGACCCGGGUCAGGUCUGGUUAUAUGUGCGCAAUAUGCGUGGCCCGAGUUAUCCUGUCAUAAAAAAGUAUAGGGCUUCCAGCCCAGAAUAAAAACAGUUGUCUAUUUGCAAUUUAUAUUUGCCUCCAUGAUAAUAUUUUUAUGGUAUAUUAA